This is a messenger RNA of Lotus japonicus, 2510 nucleotides long. RefSeq names its product L-type lectin-domain containing receptor kinase VIII.1-like. The record is from RefSeq and is a predicted model, not a curated record. Lineage: Eukaryota; Viridiplantae; Streptophyta; Magnoliopsida; Fabales; Fabaceae. The coding region runs from base 532 to 2505 and encodes 657 amino acids. Gene Ontology annotation, molecular function: protein kinase activity; ATP binding; carbohydrate binding. Gene Ontology annotation, biological process: protein phosphorylation. The transcript has a single exon. Gene Ontology annotation, cellular component: plasma membrane.
UGUGUAUAAGUUAGGGACAAAAACAUAUUUAACCAUAAAUAAAUUGAUUAAUAAAAUAUAAAAAUUUCAAUUAAUUAUCUUGAAUAUGAUUGGUCCAUCUAGAUCAUGGGUUAUUUAACCCAAAUAUUACCAUGGGUCAUUUAGACAACCCAGGCUAAUUAAUUAAAAGUUAUGUACAAAAGUUUAAGAGACAUUGAUAUGCAUGACAUUUUUUCAAUAGUUUCUGUUGUUCUCUCUGAGUCUAUAGAAAGUGAAAGAAAUAACCGUUGUGAGAGCAAGAAACUAUGCCUGCAAUGGUGCUAUCCACCUGUUUUCUCCACUUCCCCGUUUGGAAUUUUCUGCCAUGCUUUCCAUCAUUGCUUCUAAAAUUCAAAGCCAAACAAACAUAAGUACAUAACAAUAACAUAGCAAAAACAUUAACUCAUCUUUCUCUUACAACCUGCGAAUGUGAAGCAGAAAAUCUAUCUUAUAUUCUUAUUCUUAACCUUUCCAUCCAUCCAUCACUCUCACUGUUUCCUUAACAAUUCACCAAUGCCAUCAUCACUUCCCAUGAUCUCCAUCAUCGUCUUCUUCUUCUUCGCCGGCGCCGCCACACAAUUCGACUUCGCGACCAUAACAUUGAGCACACUCAAGCUUCUCGGCGAUGCUCACCUCACCAGUAACAACACCAUCAGCCUCACUGGCGACCCUGCUGUCCCCAAUUCCGCCGCCGGCAGGGCACUCUACUCCACCCCGGUCAGAUUCCGGCAGCCGGGGAGCCUCCUCCCGGCGAGCUUCACCACCUUCUUCUCCUUCUCCGUCACCAACCUCAACCCCUCAUCCGUCGGCGGCGGCCUCGCCUUCCUCAUCUCGCCAGACGCCGCCGCCGUUGGCGACCCCGGCGGGUUCCUCGGCCUCGGCGGCUCAUCUUCCUCCUUCCUCGCCGUGGAAUUCGACACCCUCAUGGAUGUUGACCUUCAUGACAUUAACGGGAACCAUGUCGGGUUGGACCUCAACACCGUCGUUUCCACCCAGGUUGGUGAUUUGGGGACCAUCGGAAUCGAUCUCAAGAGCGGUGACUCGGUGAACGCGUGGAUUGAGUACGAUGCGAGGAGCAAAGGGUUUCGCGUUUGGGUCUCGUACUCCAAUGUGAAGCCCAGGGAUCCGAUUCUGAAGGUGGAUCUUGAUGUGGGUCAGUACGUGAAUGAGUUCAUGUUCGUGGGGUUUUCUGGGUCAACACAGGGAAGCACAGAGGUUCACAAUGUGGAGUGGUGGAGUUUCACCUCCACCUUUGAUUCUACGGCGGCGCCGUCGUUGCCUCCGUCUGCUCCACAAAAGGAGAGGAAAUCCUCUUCUUGCCACAGUGGGUUGUGUAAGCAGGGAAUGGGAGCGGUUGCUGGUGUUGUCACUGCUAGUGCUUUUGCUCUUGCUCUGUUUGCAGGUGCAUUGAUUUGGGUGUAUUCCAAGAAGGUGAAGAGGCGUGAGUCACUUGAGUCAGAAAUCAUCAAAACCCCUAAAGAGUUUGCUUAUAAGGAUCUCAAAUUGGCCACUAGGGGCUUCAGUGCUAAUAGGAUUAUUGGUCAUGGUGCCUUUGGGACUGUGUAUAAAGGAGUAUUGCCAGAGAGUGGUGACAUUGUUGCUGUGAAGCGGUGUAACCAUGGUGGUCAGGGGAAGAAUGAGUUUUUGUCUGAAUUGUCCAUAAUUGGAAGUCUCCGGCAUCGGAAUCUUGUUCGGCUUCAAGGUUGGUGCCAUGAAAGAGGUGAAAUUUUGUUAGUCUAUGACUUGAUGCCAAAUGGGAGUCUAGAUAAGGCUUUGUAUGAGGCCAGAACACCUUUACCAUGGCCUCACAGGCUCAAGAUUCUGUUAGGUGUGUCAACUGUUUUGGCCUACUUGCAUCAUGAGUGUGAAAAUCAGGUGAUUCACAGGGACAUUAAGACUAGCAAUAUAAUGCUAGAUGAAGGAUUCAAUGCUAGGUUAGGUGAUUUCGGAUUAGCGAGGCAAACGGAGCAUGACAAGUCCCCUGAUGCAACCGUGGCUGCUGGCACAAUGGGGUACCUGGCUCCUGAGUAUGUCCUCACAGGUAGAGCCACUGAGAAAACUGAUGUGUUCAGUUUUGGUGCUGUGGUUCUUGAAGUGGCCAGUGGGAGAAGACCUAUAGAGAAAAACGCCACUGAGAAAACCAAUUUAGUUGAAUGGGUUAGGAGUUUGCACCAGGAAGGGAAGUUACUAAUGGCUUCUGAUCCAAGGCUUCAGUGUAAUUUUGAUGAAGGGGGGAUGAGGAGGGUGCUCUUGGUUGGGUUAGCUUGCUCACACCCUGAUUCAAUUGUAAGACCAUCUAUGAGGAGUGUGGUUCAGAUGCUGCUUGGUGAGGCUGAAGUUACUAUUGUCCCUAGAACAAAGCCAUCUACUAGUUAUAGUACUUCUGAGCUCUUGAUGAACUUGCAAGAUAGUGAAUCUGACAGCAAUGCCAUAAUCACCAUCUCUACCUCCCCAUCAGAGGACAGCUUCAAUCAUAGAGAUAUAUAGCAUCA